Molecule: messenger RNA, 2371 nt
Organism: Colletes gigas
Lineage: Eukaryota; Metazoa; Arthropoda; Insecta; Hymenoptera; Colletidae
Product: L-asparaginase
Exons: 9
Coding region: 322-2211 (629 amino acids)
Biological process (GO): amino acid metabolic process
Molecular function (GO): protein binding; asparaginase activity
Source: RefSeq, a predicted model, not a curated record
CGGAAAGCUAGCAAUUUUGCAAACGCGGAGAAAGAAACGUGAAAUAGAAAGUCGUCGAAGAGGUCCGUCCAACUACUCUAGUUUCUUAGAUGUUAUGAUUAAAAUACGUCAGGGAUCAGGAUUUCCUGUCUUGUGGAAUGUACAGUACCUACGUACUUACUUACAUAUCUACGAGGCAUCAGUUUCGAAAGCACGGUCGCGUAAACGGCUUGAUCGUCGUCGAGCCAUAGAUUCGAACGAAAGAAAUUGCAUAACGAAUCAUUCCGAAUAGAGAGCUUUGUCACGGUAACACGGUUUGCUGUGGACACGUGGAGCGACAGCAUGUUACGUGUACCUGUGAACAACGAUAAUUAUGAGCCGAAUAACGGAGGAAUAAUUAUAGAAGAACGGAGGAAGAAUAGUUUUGAUCGUUUGGUCGGUGAUGAUAUCCGCGAUGGACGUGUUUUGCUUAUCUAUACGGGCGGUACGAUUGGAAUGGUCAGAAAUGAAAAUGGAGUUCUUGUACCAAAGUCGAACAUUUUGGUGGAAAAGCUACGAAACUGUUCCGAUAUGCACGAUCGGGAGUAUGCGGAGGAACGAUUCGGAGCUACGGGACCAAUGGUACUUCCAAUUACCACGAGGAACAGCCGACGCGUAGUUUACAGCGUGUUGGAGUAUCCGGCGCUUUGCGAUUCCAGUAACAUGACGAUGGACGAUUGGAUUCGUAUUGCCAAUGAUAUUAAGGAAUGUUACGAGUACUUUGACGGUUUCGUUGUUCUCCACGGAACGGAUACGCUGUGUUACACAGCGUCCGCCCUCUCGUUUAUGUUCGAAGCACUGGAUAAGACGAUUAUAUUAACUGGUUCUCAGUUGCCAAUCUUCGAUACCAGAAACGACGGUUUCUACAACAUUAUUUCCUCUCUGGUGAUAGCCGGAAAUUACAAUAUACCGGAAGUGUGCGUGUUCUUCGGUACGAAACUGAUGAGAGGCAAUCGGACCUGCAAAGUAUCGGCCACGUCGUUCGACGCGUUCGACUCUCCAAAUAUUCCGCCUCUAGCCAAGGUCAACAUCAAUAUCGAAGUGAAUUAUCCAGCAAUUUUUCGGUCCUGUACAUUGGAAAAGUUUCGCACGCACGCGUCUUUGAAUAGAAACGUCGUGCUGCUUCGUAUAUUUCCAAGCAUAACCACGAAUCUGGUGAAGGCGUUCGUACAACCUCCGACCGAGGGUGUCGUGUUGCAGUGUUACGGUACCGGAAACUUGCCUUCGAACCUGACGGAUAUUGUCCAAGAACUUUGUAACGCCACGAAACGCGGAAUUAUUAUAGUGAACGUUACGCAGUGCUUGGCAGGCUGUGUAUCAGAAACUUACGAAUCCGCGAAGCAACUCAAGGAAGCUGGUGUGAUAUCGGGCAUUGAUAUGACAUCGGAGGCAGCGCUGGCCAAACUAGCCUACGUGUUAUCGAAAAAUGAAUGGGACAUGGAAACGAAACGGCUAAUGAUGGAAACGAACCUGCGCGGAGAAUUAACAACAGCGAGACGAUCGUCGUCGCUUAAAGAUUUCGACACGGUGGAAGGGAUCGCGAGAUCCUUGAGAAUUUCGUCAACCGUAGAAUUUGAGCAAUUGAAUAUGAUACUGUUCCCGGCGAUUUUCAACGCUGCUGUACUCGCGCGCGACCUUCCGAGACUCGAUGCUUUGAUAAGAUACGGAGCAGAUAUCUCGCAGACAAACGCCGAUGGUCGCACAGCGUUACACAUUGCUUGUUGCGAAGGAGAUUCGAACGUGGUGCGACGUCUUUUGAAUAUGGGUGCAAACGUUCAUAUCAAAGAUCGAUAUAAUCGUACAGCGCUUACCGACGCGAUAGAGUACGAUCACCACGAGAUUAUAAAGAUGUUGGUGAAAUACGGCGCUCACCUGCAUGGAAACGCGUACCUGAUAGGGGAGAAAAUGUGCGCCGCAGCGGCGAUAGGAAACAUUAAGCGUCUAAAGUCGUUUCAUUUCGCAAACGGGAAUCUGUCGGAAAAGGACUUGUCCGGAAGGACGCCGUUGCACUUGGCUGCGUUGCAUAAUAAGGUGCAAACGAUCAAGUUCCUGCUGGAUCAUAACGUAGAAACGAACAGCUGCGACAAGAUGGCCAUGACGCCGUACGAUGUCGCCAAGACGGCAGGUUCCGCACAAGCAGAAUCGUUGCUUCUUUCUACGAACACAUCCAACGUUUUAUCAACCCUCGAGUGACAAAUUACCAAACGAAAGUAACUAAACAUACAUAGAUCGAUGAUUGUAAGUACCCUUGUAACGACAAGUGUUACAAGAGAAAUUAUCGUUAUUAUACGAUAUAAUUACGUACAUACGUAUGUACAUAUGUAUAUAUAUAUAUAUAUAUACAUUGGCUUUG